This is a messenger RNA of Engraulis encrasicolus (European anchovy), 9295 nucleotides long. RefSeq names its product filamin A, alpha (actin binding protein 280) (gene flna). Gene Ontology annotation, molecular function: actin filament binding. NCBI's taxonomy places the organism in Eukaryota, Metazoa, Chordata, Actinopteri, Clupeiformes, Engraulidae. The transcript has 48 exons. Bases 360 to 8030 code for a protein of 2556 amino acids. Gene Ontology annotation, biological process: actin cytoskeleton organization. The record is from RefSeq and is a predicted model, not a curated record.
GCUCGAAAGGAGGGCGAGAUAGAAAAAGACCAAGGGGUGUCACUCUUGUUCUUUCUUGAGUCCAACACACAUUUCCCCGAGGGAGGCUCGUCCGGGAGGGAGGUACAGUGAUAGCAGCAGCAGCAGCAGCAACAGCAGCAGCAACUCACUCUGCCUGAACCUCAAGCUCACUCACAGUGAACUCAGAAGGAGUAAAGAAGUAACUUGUUGAAAACCACAGCCAGCAACAACAUAAAGAAUAGAAAAGGUCAAACGACAAACGCUACAAAGAGAAGAUCCAAGGAAUUGUAAAAUCCCGCAAGACUCCACCCUUAAAAAGCUAGACAGCGAACUAGUGAGGGAGCCCAGAGUCAAUAAAAAUGAGUAGUCAACACCCACGCCUACACCAGUCGAGCGCCGCAGCCGCUCCAGUAUCCAACGCAGAGAAGGACUCCGACAUGCCCGCCACCGAAAAGGACCUAGCGGAGGACGCGCCAUGGAAGAAGAUCCAGCAGAACACGUUUACGCGAUGGUGCAACGAACAUCUGAAAUGUGUGAAUAAGAGAAUCGCAAACUUGCAGACGGAUCUCAGCGAUGGGCUCCGACUCAUUGGGCUUCUGGAGGUGCUCAGCCAGAAGAAGAUGUUCCGCAAGUACAACCAGCGCCCCACGUUCAGGCAGAUGCAACUGGAGAACGUCUCCGUGGCACUAGAAUUCCUGGACAGGGAGAAUAUCAAGCUCGUUUCCAUAGACAGUAAAGCCAUCGUGGACGGUAACCUGAAGCUGAUCCUGGGUCUGAUAUGGACACUGAUCCUGCACUACUCCAUCUCCAUGCCCAUGUGGGACGAGGACGAGGAGACGGCGGACGACGGCAAGCAGAAGACGCCCAAGCAGAGGCUGCUGGGCUGGAUCCAGAACAAGCUGCCCGACCUGCCCAUCACCAACUUCGCCAAGGACUGGCGCUCGGGCCGCGCCCUGGGAGCCCUGGUGGACAGCUGUGCCCCAGGUCUGUGCCCAGACUGGGACACCUGGGACGGGGACAAGCCCGUGGACAACGCCAGGGAGGCCAUGCAGCAGGCUGAUGAUUGGCUGGGAGUGCCUCAGGUCAUCACCCCUGAGGAGAUUGUGGACCCCAAUGUGGACGAGCACUCAGUGAUGACCUACCUGUCCCAGUUCCCCAAGUCCAAGCUGAAGCCAGGUGCCCCCCUGCGCCCCAAACUCAACCCUAAGAAGGCCCGCGCCUACGGACCAGGUGUGGAGCCCACUGGCAACGUGGUGAUGAAGAAGGCUGUGUUCACUGUUGAGACCAUCAGCGCCGGCAUGGGAGAGGUGCUGGUCUAUGUAGAGGACCCCGCAGGCCAUCGCGAGGAGGCUAAAGUCACUGCCAACAAUGACAAGAACCGUACCUACUCCGUCUUCUACGUUCCAAAAGUCACUGGAAUGCACAAGGUGACGGUGCUGUUUGCUGGCCAGCACAUCUCCAAGAGCCCCUUCGAGGUGGAUGUGGGUAUGGCACAGGGAGACUCCAGCAAGGUGACGGCCCAGGGCCCCGGCCUGGAGCCCUCUGGAAACAUCGCCAACAAGACCACCUACUUCGACGUCUACACAGCAGGUGCUGGUGUUGGGGAGGUGGAGGUGGUCAUCAUGGACCCCAGUGGCAAGAAGGACACGGUGGAGUGCCAGAUCGAGGACAAGGGCAACAGCAGCUACCGCUGCACCUACAAGCCCACACAGGAGGGGCAGCACAUCAUCUACGUCACCUUCGUGGGUGGACAGAUCUCCAAGAGCCCGUACACCGUCAACGUGGGAGAGGCUUGCAACCCCAAUCUGGUGAGAGCAAAGGGCCGUGGCCUUCAGCCUAAGGGCCUGCGGAUCAAGGAGACUGCAGAGUUUAAGGUCUAUACCAAGGGAGCGGGCACUGGAGAGCUCAAAGUUACCAUCAAAGGACCCAAGGGUCUGGAGGAGCCAUGUAAGAAGAAGGAUCUGGGUGAUGGGGUGUACAGCUACGAGUAUUACCCCACCAGCCCUGGAACCUACAGCAUCACCAUCACAUGGGGCGGACAGCACAUCCCACGCAGCCCGUUCGAGGUGAAGGUGGGCACAGAGGCUGGGCCGCAGAUGGUGCGUGCCUGGGGCCCUGGGCUUGAGAGCGGCGUUGUGGGCAAGUCUGCCGACUUCGUUGUGGAGGCGGUUGGCGAUGAUGUUGGCACCCUCGGCUUCUCUGUGGAGGGACCGUCCCCUGCCAAGAUCGAGUGCGACGACAAGGGUGACGGCUCGUGCGACGUGCGGUACUGGCCCACGGAGCCUGGCGAGUAUGCCGUGCACGUGCUCUGCAAGAACGAGGACAUCCAGCACAGCCCCUUCAUGGCUGAGAUCGUGCCCGCCCCCGGAAAAGACUUCUUCCCCGACAAGGUGAAGGCCUAUGGUCCUGGUCUGCAAGCCAAUGGUUUGGCUAUGGGCAAGCCUGCCGAGUUCACAGUGGAUGCCAAGAAUGCUGGAAAGGCUGGAAAGGAUGCUCUGAAGAUCAUGGCCCAGGACCGAGAGGGCAACCCUGUGGACGUGCAGGUGAAGGACAACGGCAACGGGACAUACACCUGCACCUACACGCCCCGCAAGCCCCUCAAACACACCGUCAUGAUCUCCUGGGGAGGAGUCAACAUCCCAGAGAGCCCAUUCAGGAUGAACAUUGGAGCUGGAUGCCACCCCAACAAGGUCAAGGUGUCUGGCCCAGGCAUUGCCAAGACUGGCCUGAAGGCCUACGAGCCGACCUACUUCACCGUGGACUGUGCUGAGGCAGGCACAGGUGACAUCAGCAUUGGCAUCAAAUGCGCCCCGGGAGUGGUGGGACCAGCGGAGGCAGACAUCGACUUCGACAUCAUCCGCAACGACAACGACACGUUCACCGUUAAAUACACACCGCCUGGCGCCGGCAGCUACACCAUCAUGGUGCUGUUUGCUGAUCAGGCCAUUCCAAUGACCCCCAUCAGAAUCAAGGUGGAUCCUGCUCACGACGCCAGCAAGGUCAAGGCUGAGGGCCCUGGACUGAGUCGCAGCGGUGUUGAGCUGAACAAGCCCACCCACUUUACGGUGAACACCAAGGGAGCAGGCAAAGCUCGGCUGGAUGCCCAGUUCACUGGCCCCAUCAAGGCCGAUGUUGUGCGUGACUUUGAGAUCAUCAACAACCACGACAACACCCACACUGUCAAAUACACCCCCGUGCAGCAGGGCAACUUGGGCGUGAAUGUGACCUAUGGAGGAGACUCCAUUCCCAAGAGUCCCUUCUCCGUCCCCAUCGCCUCAGCCCUGGACCUCAGCAAGAUCAAAGUGUCAGGCCUGGGAGAGAAGAUGCCCGUAGGCAAAGACCAGGACGUCACCGUCAAGUCCAAGGGCGCCGGCGGCCAGGGCAAGGUGGCAGCCAAGGUGACUGGUCCCUCCGGCAAGGCUGUGCCGUGCAAGGUGGAGCCCGGCCUGAGCCCCGAGACUAGCCAGGUGCGCUUCAUCCCCCGGGACAAGGGGCCCUACGAUGUGGAGCUCACCUACGACGGAGUGCCCAUCCCUGGCAGCCCCUUCAAGGUGGAGGCCGUGCCACCCACAGAUGUAUCUAAGGUGAAAUGCUCAGGUCCCGGUUUGGAGAGAGCCAAGGUGGGUGAGACGGGCCAGUUCGUGGUGGACUGCACCAACGCUGGUCCCGCUGAGCUGACCAUCGAGAUCAUCUCGGACAACGGCACAGAGGCCGAGGUUCACAUCCAGGACAAUGGCGACGGCACCUACACAAUCACCUACAUCCCCCUGAAUCCCGGUGCCUACACCAUCACCAUCCGCUACGGUGGCCAGGAUGUGCCAAACUUCCCCGCCAAGCUCAAUGUGGAGCCUGCUGUGGAGACCAGUGGCGUCAAGGUCUUUGGCCCUGGCGUCGAAGGCAAAGGAGUGUUCCGCGAGGCCACCACCGACUUCACCGUGGACGCCCGUGCGCUCACCAAGAGCGGCGGCAACCACAUCAAGACUAACAUCAACAACCCCUCCGGCCAGCACACCGACUCCCUCAUCCGCGACCUCGGAGACGGCACCUACCAAGUGGAGUACACGCCCUAUGAGGAGGGAGUUCACAGCGUGGAGGUGGCAUACGACGGUUCCUCCGUGCCCAACAGCCCGUUCCGCGUGCCCGUGACGGAGGGCUGCGAUCCUGCUCGCGUGCGCGUCCACGGCCCUGGACUCAAGAGUGGCAUCACCAACAAGGCCAAUAAGUUCACUGUGGAGACCCGUGGUGCUGGCACUGGUGGCUUGGGGCUGGCAGUGGAGGGUCCCUCCGAGGCCAAGAUGUCCUGCGUGGACAACAAGGAUGGCAGCUGCUCUGUGGAGUACGUCCCUUACGAGCCUGGCACCUACAACCUCAACAUCACCUACGGAGGACAGCCAAUCACAGGAAGCCCCUUCUCGGUGCCUGUCCACGAUGUGGUGGAUGCCACCAAGGUCAAAUGCCAAGGUCAGGGCAUCGGGAACAACGUCCGCGCCAACAUCCCCCAAGUCUUCACUGUGGAUGCCAGCAAGGCUGGUGUUGCUCCCCUCCAGGUCCGCGUGCAAGGCCCCAAAGGUGUGGUUGAGCCAGUGGAGAUUGUGGAUAACGGCGAUCAGACCCACAAUGUGAGCUACGUGCCGACCCGGGAGGGCCCCUACUCCAUCAACGUGCUCUACGCUGAUGAGGAGGUCCCACGCAGCCCGUACAAGGUGAAGGUCCUGCCCACUCACGAUGCCAGCAAGGUGCGCUGCAGCGGCCCCGGGCUCAACACCACCGGCGUGCCCGCCAGUCUGCCCGUGGAGUUCACCAUCGAUGCCAAGGAUGCAGGAGAGGGCCUGCUCGCCGUUCAAAUCACUGACCCAGAGGGCAAGCCCAAGAAGGCCAACAUCCGCGACAACCAGGACGGCACCUAUCUGGUGUCCUACGUGCCAGACAUGACGGGCCGCUACACCAUCCUCAUCAAGUACGGUGGAGACGAGAUCCCCUACUCCCCGUACCGCAUCCGCGCCCUACCCACCGGGGACGCCAGCAAGUGCACCGUCACAGUCUCAAUCGGAGGUCACGGUUUGGGUGCCGGCGUUGGCCCCACCAUCCAGAUCGGUGAGCAGACGGUCAUCACCGUGGACGCCAAGGCGGCCGGGAAGGGCAAGGUGACCUGCACCGUCUGCACCCCCGACGGCGCCGAGGUGGACGUGGACGUGGUGGAGAACGAGGACGGCACCUUUGACAUCUUCUACACGGCGCCGCAGCCCGGGAAGUACGUCAUCUGCGUGCGCUUCGGCGGAGAGCACAUCCCCAACAGCCCCUUCCAGGUCACGGCGUUGGACGGUGCCCCUACCGAGCAGCUAAUGCAGCAGACCCAGGUCCCGCAGUAUGCCUACGCGCCCAACGUGGGCCAACCCUGGGCGACAGACAGGCCGAUGGGCAUGAAUGGUCUGGACGUGGCAGGACUGCGGCCCUUCGACCUGGUCAUUCCAUUCACCAUUCAGAAGGGAGAGAUCACAGGCGAUGUGCGAAUGCCAUCCGGGAAGGUGGCCAAGCCUGACAUCACGGACAACAAGGACGGCACAGUCACGGUCAAAUACGCGCCCACUGAAGCAGGCCUGCACGAGAUGGACAUCAAAUACGACGGCAUCCACAUCCCAGGGAGCCCAUUGCAGUUCUAUGUGGACUAUGUCAACAGUGGUCACGUGACUGCCUAUGGGCCCGGUCUUAUCCAUGGCAUGGUCAACAAGCCUGCUCUCUUCACCGUCGACACCAAAGACGCUGGAGAAGGUGGCUUGUCUCUGGCCAUUGAGGGCCCGUCCAAGGCUGACAUCAGCUGCACUGACAACCAAGAUGGCACCUGCACCGUGUCCUACCUGCCCGUGCUGCCGGGAGACUACAACAUCCUGGUCAAGUACAACGAGAAACACAUCCCCGGCAGCCCCUUCAUCGCCAAGAUCACUGGUGAUGACUCGAUGCGCAUGUCACAGCUCAAGGUGGGCUCUGCUGCAGACAUCCCUCUGGAUAUCGGGGAGCUGGACCUUAGCCAGCUGACUGCCUCCCUCACCACACCCUCCGGCCGCGAGGAGCCCUGCCUGCUCAAGAUGCUCCGCAACGGGCACGUGGGUAUCUCCUUCGUUCCCAAGGAGAUUGGCGAGCACUUGGUGAACAUCAAGAAGAAUGGCCGCCACAUCCCUAACAGCCCCAUCACAGUCAUGAUCAACCAAUCAGAGAUUGGUGACGCCAGUCGUGUGCGCGUGACUGGCCAGGGCUUGACCGAGGGCCGCACCUUCGAGCCCGCCGAGUUCAUCAUCGACACCCGUGACGCAGGCUAUGGUGGCCUGAGUCUGUCCAUUGAGGGUCCCAGCAAAGUGGACAUCAACACAGAGGACCUGGAGGACGGCACCUGCAAGGUCACCUACUGCCCCACUGAACCAGGAAACUACAUCAUCAACAUCAAGUUUGCUGACCAGCAUGUCCCAGGAAGUGCCUUCACUGUGAAGGUCACCGGAGAGGGCCGGAUGAAGGAGAGCAUCACCAGGAAGAGGAGAGCCGCCUCUGUGGCCAACGUCGGGAGCCAGUGUGACCUGAGUCUCAAAAUCCCAGAGAUCAGCAUAGCCGACAUGACCGCCCAGGUCACAAGUCCCUCCGGAAAGAUUCACAAGGCCGAGAUCAUGGAAGGGGAGAACAACACCUACUGCAUCCGCUUCGUGCCCACCGAGAUGGGCGUGCACACUGUCAGCGUCAAGUACCAAGGGCAGCACGUGCCCGGCAGCCCCUUCCAGUUCACCGUGGGGCCCCUGGGCGAGGGAGGGGCCCACAAGGUCCGCGCCGGAGGCCCCGGACUGGAGAGAGCAGAGGCCGGAGUGCCAGCUGAAUUCAGCAUUUGGACUCGUGAGGCUGGGGCUGGUGGUCUGUCUAUCGCUGUGGAGGGCCCCAGCAAAGCAGAAAUUGCAUUCGAAGACCGCAAGGAUGGAUCCAGCGGUGUCUCUUACAUUGUUCAGGAGCCAGGUGACUACGAGGUCUCCAUCCGCUUCAACGACGAGCACAUCCCCGACAGCCCCUUCGUGGUGCCAGUGGCCUCGCCAUCCGACGACGCCCGCCGCCUUACUGUUGCUAGUCUUCAGGAGUCGGGAUUAAAGGUGAACCAGCCAGCCUCGUUUGCAGUAAGCCUGAACGGCGCUAAGGGCGUCAUUGACGCUAAGGUGCACAGUCCCUCUGGAGCACUGGAGGAGUGCGUCGUCACAGAAAUCGAUGAAGACAAGUAUGCAGUGCGAUUCAUCCCAAGGGAAAACGGUCUGUACCUGAUUGAUGUUAAGUUCAACGGCUCGCACAUCCCCGGAAGUCCCUUCAAGAUCCGCGUCGGUGAGACAGGCCAGGCCGGAGACCCUGGCAUGGUAUCCGCAUACGGAGCUGGACUGGAGGGCGGCACCACAGGAUCUGCCUGUGAGUUCAUUGUGAACACGAGCUCGGCCGGCCCUGGUGCUCUGGCCGUGACCAUUGACGGCCCAUCCAAGGUGAAGAUGGACUGCCAGGAGUGUGCAGAGGGCUACAAGGUCACCUACACCCCCAUGGCCCCCGGAAACUACCUGAUCUCCAUCAAAUACGGCGGCCCAUACCACAUUGUUGGCAGCCCAUACAAAGCAAAAAUCACUGGCUCUCGUCUGGUCAGCAGCCACAGUAAUCACGAGACAUCGUUCGUGACUGUGGACCCGGUGACCAAGGCCGUGACGUCCAGCCAGCAGGCUAGUGCCCCGGGCUGGGGCGGCGCCUCAGACGCCAGCCGAGUGGUGGCCAAGGGCCUGGGGCUCACCAAAGCCUUCGUCGGACAGAAGAAUAGCUUCAGCGUGGACUGCAGCAAAGCAGGUAGGAACAUGCUCCUGGUGGGAGUGGACGGCCCCAAGGUGCCGUGCGAAGAGAUCCUGGUGAAGCACCUUGGCAACCGACUCUACAACGUCUCCUACCAGCUGAAGGAGAAGGGCGAGUACAUCCUGGUGGUCAAGUGGGGCGACGAGCACAUCCCCGGCAGCCCCUACCACUUCACCGUCUGAGGAGAUGGACAACCGCCAUCCCCGAGAUGAGAUCCCCCCCCUAGACCCUGUGCCCUGACCCAGCCAAAGACUCUUGCUCCCCAACACACAUAAUACACUGAACAGCCUCCCUGCCUGCUCUCCACUCCUCAGUGUCUUUAAGUGCAUUUUUAACCCCCUUCUCCAUUUCAUCCCAUUUUGUUUUGUUGGUAAAACUUUUUUUUUCUCCGCCACACUCCAUUGGGGGAAGUGACGCAAAAAAUAAGCACCUUUUUUUGUUUACUGUAAGCCGACUGAAUUUCAGCAAUCAAACUUUAAGGUAAUCCUUGGCGGUUUUUUUCGUCAACUGUUCAUGAACUCCCUCGGAGUCGGGGGUGCAAUGUGGUCGUUGUCGUGUAACUCUGGCUCCUUUCCUGGUGUUGGUUUACAUAAAGAUGUUUUGUUGUUACUGAUGCUGUCCCUAAGACAAACGUUAGCUGCUGCUAAUACUGCCUGGUUUCUCGCGAGGACACUGCUGUGCUGUUCUGAGCUUAACUGUAGGGGAUAACUGUAGCCUGUGACGAGUGUGAAGAAGAGGGACUUUUAAGUACCACACACCUGGAGUAGAAGAUUUUUUUUUUCGGUCAUUAUUUAGGGUUGAACUGACACACUCGCAACCUUCAGCAGCACACCUUCAACGCCUUUGUUACACCACUUAACCUAAAAAAAAAAACUAACACUGGUGCAGAAGCAGCCUGCUUUGUGGGUAGCCUGUUUUGUCAUCUGCAUUUUGAGUAUUUUCUGUUUUCUCUCCGAGGCUUCAUAUUUGUACAUCAUCAUGCACUAGCGAAACUGAGCAUAGUCUCGUCCACAUGUUGGUCAUAACGGUAUUUCUCUAGUGCCAAGUAGUGUUAUUGACAGCCCUGAGAGAAAUUUCACAGCGCCAAAGUCAGUCUUGUUUUUAUUUUUUACAAAACGAUUAAAAGGGAAGAUUGGGGGAAAAAAAGUUGAUGUGGUGAAGCAGAUGUCCGAUAAUGUGCAAGUGAGUGGGGUUUUAUGGAAAGAGUAUUUUGCAAUAACUGAAAAUUAACAAAAAUGGAAAAAUAAUUGCUUCAUCAUGCCACGUCUUCCCUCUCACUCCCAUUACCUUCAGCUCUUUCUUGUGCUACUUUAUUAUUGUGUAAUCAGUAUUUCAAAAAAUAAUAAUUAAAAAGGUUUUUAAAAAAUAAAGCAACAUCAACAAUGUUUGUAUGUCUGUUACAAUAUUUUGAUACACAAUAAAAUUGUCUUAAAUAUUGUUCUGUCAA